Molecule: messenger RNA, 7001 nt
Organism: Ailuropoda melanoleuca (giant panda)
Lineage: Eukaryota; Metazoa; Chordata; Mammalia; Carnivora; Ursidae
Gene: SPRED1
Product: sprouty related EVH1 domain containing 1
Exons: 7
Coding region: 1195-2526 (443 amino acids)
Biological process (GO): multicellular organism development; negative regulation of MAPK cascade
Cellular component (GO): membrane
Molecular function (GO): protein kinase binding
Source: RefSeq, a predicted model, not a curated record
CUCUGUGGCUCGACAACGAUUUGGGAAAUGAAGGGAGGAGGGAACUACUUUCCUGAAACUUGCUAUGCUGCACACGACUUCGAGUUGCAGUGAUUCGCCCGGAGGCCGCAGCUCUUAGCCCUACCCACACGCUCUCACAGCCCGGGUACUGCGCUCGGCAACCGCGCCCCGUGCCCGCUCUGGCCGCCGGGGCAGGCUGGCAGCCGGGAGAAGUCGCCAGGGACUACUUCGCCUCCUUCUCCCGUGGGCGCCCCCGGUUCGGGCAGCGGCGGCGGCGGAAGGAGCGGGCGGCGUGAGCGCUUCCGCCGCCCCCCUCACGGCUCCCCUCCGGCGGGUGUGAGGAGCUUGCCCGCCGAGCUGCUGGUGGGCACCGGCUGGUGGGGGACCUGCGGCUGCUCUCGUCGCUCUCCCGCUGCUUCCCGGCACCUUGUUUCCUGGGCGCGUCCGCUCUUCUCCGACCGGGUGGGGGAGAUCGGCUCGUCUGCCCUGGCCUCACACGCUCCCCGCCGCCCCCUCCUCCCCCCUGCUGGAGGCGUCCCGGCAGGAGCGUGUCUGGAGGAAUCCGCCGCCGCGAGGCCCCUCGCCCGGUCCUGCUCGUGCCUGAGGACCGCCCCGGUCGCCGCCGGGCGCUAAGCGGGCAGCCGGCGGCGAGGUGGGAGAUGGUGGGGUGGGCUCUGGCAGGACCGCGCCGCCGCCGCCCGGAGCCUGGGCUCGGCACCCUCCCGCCGGCCCCCACCGAACGGAGCUCUGCUUCCUCCUCGCCGCAUCCCUGAGGGAAGCGCCGCCUCUGCUCCCGGGUUCUCCGCCCGCCCGCUCCUUCCUGGCCGGACCCCGUCGCGCUCCACCCCGGUGGCGGGAGGAGCAGCUCUCCAGUCAGCCUUCGCAGCCCCUCUUCCUUUUUUCCUUUCCACCCACCCUCCCUGGCCUCCUCGGAUCCCUUGGCUGGGCGCUGAGGCGGAGGAAGAGGCUGGGGUCGCCACGGCGGAGGUUGUUGCCGCCACCCCCCUGCGGGGGUGGCCGGGGUUCCCGGCUGGGGGGGCACCGUUCCGGGUGAGGCAUCCACCAUGGUGAGGCCCCUGAGCCGCUGCCCCCGCGCCCCCCCGGCCGCCGCUGCCUCCUGCCCCUCGGUGCUGCUGCUGCCUCUCCGCCUGCUGUUGCUCCUCCAUCUCCAGAUCGGAUCGCGGUGAGGGAAAGAUGAGCGAGGAGACGGCGACUUCUGACAACGAUAAUAGUUAUGCACGAGUGCGAGCUGUGGUGAUGACCCGGGAUGACUCAAGUGGUGGAUGGUUACCACUUGGAGGGAGUGGACUAAGCUGCGUCACUGUCUUCAAAGUCCCUCACCAGGAAGAGAAUGGCUGUGCUGACUUUUUUAUCCGUGGAGAGCGACUCAGGGACAAAAUGGUGGUUUUGGAAUGUAUGCUUAAAAAAGACCUCAUUUACAAUAAGGUCACUCCAACAUUUCACCACUGGAAGAUUGAUGACAAGAAAUUUGGCCUUACCUUUCAAAGUCCUGCUGAUGCUAGGGCUUUUGAUAGAGGCAUUCGAAGAGCUCUAGAAGAUAUUUCUCAAGGAUGCCCAACAUUUAAAAAUGAAGCUGAGGGAACAGAAGAUGACUUACAAGCAACUGAAGAGGACACUUCCAGUUCUCUAGUGAAAGAUCAUCUUUUCCAGCAAGAGACAGUUGUUACCAGUGAGCCAUAUAGAAGCUCCAGACCUUCUGCCUUUGAAGAUCUGAAUGCCAGAAGAGUUUACUUACAAAGCCAAGCCAAUCAGAUAACGUUCAGUCAUCCAGGCCUAGACAUUCAGAGCAGAAGUAUAGAAUAUGUACAACGGCAAAUAUCCAAGGAGUGUGGAAGCCUAAAGUCCCAAAAUAGGGUCCCUUUGAAAUCAAUCCGACAUGUCAGCUUUCAAGAUGAGGAUGAGAUUGUCAGAAUAAACCCUCGAGAUAUCUUAAUACGUCGUUAUGCAGACUACAGACAUCCUGACAUGUGGAAAAAUGACUUAGAGAGAGAUGAUACUGAUUCCAAUAUUCAAUUUUCUAAACCAGACAGUAAAAAAUCAGACUACCUGUACUCUUGUGGGGAUGAGACUAAGUUAAGUUCACUCAAAGACUCUGUGGUAUUUAAGACACAGCCUUCCUCAUUAAAAUUUAAGAAGUCAAAACGAAGAAAAGAAGAUGGUGAACGUUCCCGCUGCGUAUACUGCCAGGAAAGGUUUAAUCAUGAAGAAAAUGGCAGGGGAAAAUGUCAGGAUGCUCCAGACCCUAUUAAAAGAUGCAUAUAUCAAGUUAGUUGCAUGCUCUGUGCAGAGAGCAUGUUAUAUCAUUGUAUGUCAGACUCAGAGGGAGAUUUUUCUGAUCCCUGUUCAUGUGACACUAGUGAUGACAAGUUCUGCUUACGAUGGUUAGCCCUAGUAGCUUUGUCUUUCAUUGUACCAUGUAUGUGCUGCUAUGUCCCUUUGAGAAUGUGCCAUCGUUGUGGUGAGGCGUGUGGGUGCUGUGGUGGGAAACAUAAAGCUGCUGGAUGAAAGGAUCCAGUGCCAAAAUGAGCUUAAAAUCUUUGUUUCCAGGAAUUAGCUAACUUGGAUUUGUGGAAGCUUUUGGCAAGCAAUACGAAAUCUUGCCUGGUAUCAUUGGGGCCACACGUGGAGGAAGCAGAACUUGUUAGUUCUUGGCUUUUCACAAAUGCUAGCCAUGCCUAACUUUUUCCCUUCAGUGCAUGGCAUGUUUUGUUACAGGUUGUAAAGAGUAUUUGCAAAAGGAAACCAUUUCUGGUUAUUGGCUAUAAAAAGUGAGCAUAAAAUAUCCAACUAAAAGGGAUUAAUUUUUGGCAUUUUUGUAUAUUUAUGCAUUAGGUGAUGGGACUUUUAAAGGUUUGAAUUCAUUAAGACAUAAACUAAAAGUGCACUAGGGGACAGUUGAUUUCAAUCUAAGAAAAGUUAACACUUGGGAAUUGUAAGAAGUAAAACAAGUGCAACUAAAUCAUUUAUUAGUUGUUUUUUGAAAGCGGUUUUAUGUAUAAAUAACAAAUGUUUAUAUUUAACUAUAAGGUACGAAUUAUCACAUAUUAAACUUUUCUUCCCCUUCUAGUUCUGAAGUAGAUGUACAUAUAUAUCUACUGUCACAUUCCAUUAUAUUUUGAAUAUUUUACUCAUCUAGUUAAUAAUGUUUUUAUUCCAUGUGAAUGAUUUGAUAUUUUCAUCCCCAUUUCCCUCUGGCUACAGUUUAUAUUGAGUUCUGUCUGUACAUUCUGGUAAUCUAAAAUCUUUAAAAAUAUUCUAAUAGCCUUGAGUGACCAAUUUUUUUUUUUAAAGCACAGAUGUAAUUGUCUAAUGUUCUGAUGGGAACGUAACACUUAUUUUUAUAUAAAAAGAGACUAAGUAAACAUUAUAGAAAAAAGUGAGGUUUUGGGGUUGUUUUGUUUUUUGUGGUAUUCAACCAGCAAGUUGUUUUCUUUCAGAGUUUCCUCCUUCAGAAAAUCAUAUUGCAUUUACAAAUGUUUUACAAGGCAAAAAGUGUAACUGGAUAGUUCGUGUAAAAGUUUCCUCCUGAGAUCUCCAUUUAUCAUUCUGCUAAAUUAGAAUAUGUUCAGCUGUGUUAAUAAUUUUUUAGCUUAAUUCUCAAUGCUUAUUAUUCACAUAACAAUAACUUUUCCCAGGUGCAUUUUACUUUAUUUAAACUUGCCAAAAGCAAAAUUAUUUUAUGUUAAAGUAUAUACUAAACUAUCCCAGGAAAGUAUUUAAUCCAACAUUGUGAAUGAAAUAUCUUGUACAUAUAAUUUUAUUUCUUUUGCAGAGCAUCGUAUUACUGGAUGUUUUAUUUACAAAAUAGUUGGAUAAAUGUUCCAACAAAUUGUUUAAAGUAGUUGGGGUCAGUUUGUCUGGUUGCUUUGUUUUUUUGUUGUUUUUUUCGUUUUGUUGUUUGUUUUUUUGUUUUGUUUUUUGUCUUUUUUAAGUGUUACAUUAAAACUCUAACAAGUAAAGGGUUCUUUAAGAACAUUCCCUUAGAGGGAUAAAGUUGAGAAGUGUGCCUUUUUUUUAAUGGCUUGAAGUUUCAGAAGUGAUAAAAUUAAAAUCACACUACUAUUUGAAGCUCAUUUCUAUGCAGGUUUUAAAAUGUCAUUUAUGUAUUGUUCUUUUUACAUAUCACACUUAAGCUUGUGUUAGCUUUCUUCUUUUGCCCCAGAUCAAACUGAACAAUGUAUAUAACACUCUCUGUCUGUAAAAUACUUUUUUUUUAAGAAAGCAUUUAUAUUUAUAUGACAGCUUGAACUGACAACAUUGUGUAUAUAGAUCAUCUUGAAGUAUUAUUUCACAUUGAAAAGAAGAAAAAUAUAUUGAUAACUAUAGAUGUUAUGAAGAAGAGGUUAUUUCUAGUUUUGUACUAAAAAUCAAUUGGAUGAAUUAAAUCCAAAAUAUGACACUGUAGCAGCAGUUCUAAGGCUUAUUUUUACUGUUUAUAUAAUUGAACACUGCUACACCAGGUGAUCUUCAUCCCUGAAGUUUUCAGCUAAACUUGGUUUCCUAGAAUAGACUGUUAACUUUCAAAAUUACUUUUUAUUGGUAAAAUGGAAAUAUUGGUUUUCCUUGUGAAUGAAUUUUCAUAUUUGUAAGUGCUGAGUUCAUGAUUCAGGUUUGAGCAAGGUGUGAAUAACUGAAGAAAAUAACUUGCUGGCUCUAUAGGAAAAUGCUGUGGAAAUGAACUGUGUAUAUACUUCUAGGAAGAACAAAUUUAAUCAUUUCUUCUGUUAAGCACUAAUCAGUAUAGUGCAACUCCUGGUUCUGUACUGUAUUUUAUAUGCAACAUAUAUGCUUUAAUAUUUUAAUGUUUGUGCAUUAAUAUUUUCAAUUUGUUUAACCACUUUGCUGCUAAGAUUUUGCCAUCCCAUUCCCAUUUUUUCCUUUACAAUUUUAAACAAGUUUCUUCAUUAAAAACUAUGGUGAUGAAAUGGUUUUUAUUUCACCUUGGAUCUUUAUAGUUAACACACUCAGAUUCCAAACCAGUCUAGAAGACUAACUGGUAAUAUAAUGUUAUCUGAAUCCCUAUGUGGAAAUGUUCUCUUGAGUAAAUUAGAAUUAUGUGGGGAAAAAAAGGAUAGUUUAAAUUUCUUAAAAUGUGUAUAGAUAUGUUCAGGAACGUUUUCUCCUUCUGCGUACAGACUUGGCACUGCCAAGUGGCUUUUCCUCUGAAACCUUUCUCUUUGCUUUUAAUCUGGUAGUAUCAGCAAAUGGCUAAACCAGCUUAAGUAAUAGUAAAUAUUGAAAAUGAAAUCAUCUGGAUGGCAUAGCAAGAAAGACUUUGGUCUGAUGGCUUUUUGUGUUCAGAACUGAUAAUUCUUAAAUGAUUUUUCUCCUGCCUCGACAGGGGAAUCAUUUGAUUUCUGAAGAAAUAUGAGAUAUGGAACUUCAGCACCACCUGCUGGAUGAUUUAUAGACCAGAGACAUGAGGUGGUGAUCAGGAUCUGACAGGGUUCAUCACUACUACCAAUAAAAAGGGCUAUUUAAGUAGUGGCCACCUCCACACAGAGAGAGCAAGAAUAAGAUAUAUCUCAAAUGAACUGUAAAACGAACCUUUUCUCUAAUGUGUCUUUUGGUCACUGAAAGAUUCUAAGCACUUUCUUCUGACAUAUCCUGUCUUAAAAUAUUUAUUGAUAUUUGGAACUGGCAAUCAAACUUGAUGUGCCGAAGCAUUUAUAAAACUAAUUCUUUUAACCUGCAAAAGCCAUUACCAAAAUGGUAUUCUAAUUUUCCUCCCAUUAACAGCCAGGGAGUUUUAAAAAUAAAUAAACGUCACCUAUAUUUGAUCAUGACAACUUCAGAAAGUGUGUGUAUGUCUCUGGGAUGAUGUUGGGACAGGGGUUAAAAUUUAAAGGGGAAAACUUGAAACUACCUAUUUUCAUUGGUUAUUCAGCAGUGCCUAAAAAGAACUUUUGAAAUAAUACAAAUGCACUUUCGAUUCAUGUGUAUAGUGCCAUCUGAUAUCUUGGGUAAGUCUUGCUUUUUCUUUUCUUUUACUUCCCACCCCACCCCCUUAAUUGAAUGCCACAGAGAUGUUUUCUAAUAUCCAUAUAAGUCUUCAAAGUACAGGAAACAUGUACUUUCCUCCAGAUGGGCGAUUUAAAGGAUGUUUCUUUCGUUGAAAUUUACUUUAGGCUUUGUGAUUACUGUUUUGGAAUAUGUGGGUAAGAUUGAGUUUUUAAUUAUAGCCCAAAGAUGCAUUAAAUAAGUGUAACAUUUUCUGCAUAAAACUUUGAAAACUUCAGUUACCUAGAAAAUAGAUUCUUCACUAAAUAUUCUCAUUCUUAAUUUGACCUCCAGGAUCACAUUUCUAAGUAGAAGGGAAAGCACUAGAAACUUGCAUUGUUGUUGCACUUAAAAAAAAUUUGUCUAUAAACCAUGAUAAUAAUAGUACCAUAAGGUGUUUUGCAGUGAGUCAAAACGUUAAGAAAUCACGGCCUGAGGUGAUUUAUAUAAACCAAAACCAAAACCCAACAACAACAACAACAAAAGGGCUUUAAGGUGUUAAGGUACUGUUUGCCUAGCAGCCAGGUGGUUAUAAAACUUUCAUAUGCUUUGAUACACUGAUGUUAGCCAUUGUUCCUGAAAGCUCCUUAAAUUGCAUAAGUUGCUAGUUUUGAAACUUUUCAAGAAUAAUCUAGUUAAAAAACCUUUGUAUUAAAGAUACACAUAGAUUUUUGUGAACAUUGCCAGUAUGUAGUGUCAUUUGCUUUCUAUUCUUGACCUCAAAAGUGCCUCACUUGUAUAUUCCAUUAAAAGCUUGACUGCAUUCUUUCUAAUAAGCAAUGAAAAAUUGUUUAACUCAUGUCAUAAUGUAUCUCCUUAGAUAUAGUUGAUUAGCUUGAUAGUUUGGAUAUAUAAUGUAAAUAUGCAUAUAUAAGUUUGUAACUGUUUUUGUUACAUCAUACCCAUGUAAUUGGACAUAUCAGAUGAUAUCAUAAGAAUUUGUUUUAAUUACCUGAUUAAACCUAUCAUGAAAUACAAAA